AUGACACGAUUUCGGCCCUGCAUCGAUCUCCACGCGGGCGUCGUCAAGCAGAUUGUCGGCUCGACGCUGUCGGACGACCCGGACCGGCCGCCGGUCGAGAACUUCGUCGCGAAGCGCUCGCCCGCGGAGUUUGCGGCGCUCUACGCGCAGGCGCAGCUCGAGGGCGGCCACGUCAUCAUGCUAGGGCCCGGCAACGAGGCGUCGGCGCUCGCCGCGCUCGCCGCGUACCCGGGCGGCCUGCAGAUUGGCGGCGGCAUCAACCCGCAGAACGCGACUCGCUACCUCGACGCUGGCGCGUCGCACGUCAUCGUGACGUCGUACGUCUUUCGCGACGGCAGGCUGGACGAGGAGCGGCUCGCAGAGAUGGUGAAGGCCGUGGGGCCGCGCCGCCUCGUGCUCGAUCUCUCGUGUCGCCGGCGUGCGCCCGGGGGGCCCUUCUACGUCGUCACCGACCGAUGGCAGAAGUUCACCGACCUGACGGUGGACGGCACGACUCUGCGGCGGCUGGCCGCGAGCUGCGCCGAGUUUUUGGUGCACGCCGUCGACGUCGAGGGGAAGCAGUCGGGCGUCGAGCGAGAGCUGGUCGAGGUCCUCGGCCGCGAAUCGCCCCUCCCCGUGACGUACGCGGGCGGCGCUCGCUCGCUCGAGGACCUCGACCUCGUGGCGCAGCUGUCCUGCGGGCGGGUCGACGUCACCGUGGGCUCGGCGCUCGACAUCUUUGGCGGGGGCUUGUCGUUUGACGCCACGGUGGCGUGGGACGGGAGGCAGCGUGCGGCGGCGUAG
Emiliania huxleyi CCMP1516 is the source of this 783-nucleotide messenger RNA. RefSeq lists its product as hypothetical. The record is from RefSeq and is a predicted model, not a curated record. Gene Ontology annotation, cellular component: cytoplasm. NCBI's taxonomy places the organism in Eukaryota, Haptophyta, Isochrysidales, Noelaerhabdaceae. Gene Ontology annotation, molecular function: 1-(5-phosphoribosyl)-5-[(5-phosphoribosylamino)methylideneamino]imidazole-4-carboxamide isomerase activity. The transcript has a single exon. Gene Ontology annotation, biological process: L-tryptophan biosynthetic process; L-histidine biosynthetic process. The coding region runs from base 1 to 783 and encodes 260 amino acids.